AUGGCGUCAAUGAGCUCUGGUGAUGAAAGCCUUCGGCUUUGUGUGUUUGAUUUGAGGAGAGGCCAAACAGAAGGACAGGAGCUAGACAAGAUUUUGUUCUUUUAUCCUGCCGAGUUAGACUUCUCGACGCAGCUAUCAGUUAUCGGACUCAGUGAAGGUCUUAUUACUUUUACGAGACUUUUCUCUCCGGAGGCAGCUUGUGAGGUAAUAGAAGCAGAAAGACAUUCCCACGUUUUCCACGAGGCUGAACCUGAUAUCUGGAUGGUGAUGGUUGUGGAGAAAAAUAAGGAGACAGGAGCAAUAUGGAGGAUUGAUGCACUUCGGAGAGUGCUUAAGGAAGUGCACUCACUCUUUGUGAUGUUUCACGGUUCAAUUAGGGCAUUAAUUGAAAAAGAACCAACAGGGGUGCUUACCCGAUCACUGUUGUAUCCGUUCAUCACAGAUUAUUUAAGCUAUCUUUUUGUUGGGAAGAAACUUCAGCUACCAACCUUUCGCGAAACUUUGAGAGAGCGUGGAACUGUUCAAAUGCUUACUGUAGCAAGGGACACGGCACUUGAAGUUCAGUCUCUUGUUCAAGUACUAGAUUCAUGUGCUGGGAGCUUGCGAUGCCACUCUAUGAUCUUAUUUCAAGAUCUAUUGGUUUCAACAACUCUCUCAGCUGAUGAUACUGUCAACUUAUUUACAUUUGCUNUAAUGAGGUUGACCUCAAACGCUUUAUCUUCUGGCGCAAAUUCCUGGUCAUAUCUACGUAAGGGGCCUGGGUCACCUGUAAUCUCUUCUAGAUCUACUUCGGCGCCCCUUGGUUCAAUUGAUUCGCUACAUUCAGGAAAUAGUAAUGACAUGCAUCAUGUUAUUAGGCCACUACAAAAUGAUAAGUGGACAAAAGGGAAAGAUGGUUUUCUUAUCACCGAUAUUUGGGGUCUAGAGACCGAUGGCUCGCCUGAUUCUGCCAUCCCUACAAUCUGGCUUCAGCAGACACAAGAAAGAGUGUAUCUCCUUGCUUAUCAAUAUAAUAGUCUCACGUUACUUCUUCUCAUGCAUACAGCUGCCAUUGUCAAUGGAGAUUUAAGCGUUUCAGCCGUGAAACAGCAAGUUAUUGAAGAUGCAUCACUGAGAAUUUUGAAAAUUGAAGAGAACAUUACAAGAGGGUGGGGCGGUGAGAAUGCUUACCAUGUUAAGGGUUACCGUUACUUGGUAGUUGACAAUGACAUGAAAGUUUCCAGAGCUUCUCCUUCAGGAAAAGUAGCAACACUUGCAAAGGAGUCUCUGCUUGCACUAAACAAGCUCAGAGAAGAAGUGGAUAUAGAAAAAAACCGUGCAAAAAGGCAGGGGAAAGACAUGGAAAUAUGCAUCAGAGCUAAGAACAAAGCGUGGGUGAUCGCCCGUUUGACCAGAGGUAAAGAGCUUUACAUGGCUUUGGAGAAAGCCAGCGACACUCUUCUUGAUACCUCAGACGCUGUUGGGAAAUUCAGCAACAGGUAUUGCAGCGGAGCGUUCUUGAUGGACUAA
Messenger RNA from Arabis nemorensis, 1509 nucleotides. The record is from the annotation of a GenBank genome assembly. NCBI's taxonomy places the organism in Eukaryota, Viridiplantae, Streptophyta, Magnoliopsida, Brassicales, Brassicaceae.